ACGAAAUCCCAUAUGGCGUUCGAUAAUACCUUGUCUGUGAUACAAGGUCCGGUGUUCUGUUAGUCCGGUAAAUCCAAAACAAUUUCGGUUAGUAUUUAGAAACACAUCAAAAUUAUGGCAAGUUUAUUGGAUCUCUGUGAACAGUACUUCGGUGCGCGCGAUUUCUACGAGGUUCUCAAAAUUUCAAGAACCGCUAACGAUAAACAAGUGAAGAAAGCGUAUCAUCAGCUGUCUCUACUCGUACAUCCUGAUCGCGUCGAGGAAGAUGUCAAGGCAGAGGCGACAGAAAAAUUCAAAGUUCUCGGACGAAUUCAUUCUAUUCUCAGCGACAGUGAGAAACGCAAGAUCUACGAUCAGUCGGGUCAAUAUGACGAAGAAAGCGAAGAAAUGAUGAUGAGGAACUGGGCGGACUAUUGGAAAACGCUUUUCAAAAAAAUCACCGUGGAGGAUAUAAACAACUAUGAAAAAAAUUACAAAGGAUCCGAAAUAGAAAUUAAGGACCUGAAACGUGCUUACAUGGACAGCGAGGGAGAUAUGGACUACAUCUUAGAAACCGUGCCAUUCACCAGCUGCGACGACGAACCGAGGCUACACGAUAUUAUCCAAGGCCUCAUAGAGAAGGGCGAAGUACCAGAAUUCAAGGCUUUCACGGAAGAAAGCGAAAAGAAGAAGCUGCGCAGGAAACGCAAGUAGAUAGUACUCCUUCAUGAUUGGAAGUAGUAGCAGUAGGAGGUGGUCUAGUAGUACGAAGAUCGGAGAAGGGGGGAGUACUAGUAAAUAAGU
Megalopta genalis is the source of this 783-nucleotide messenger RNA. The record is from RefSeq and is a predicted model, not a curated record. NCBI's taxonomy places the organism in Eukaryota, Metazoa, Arthropoda, Insecta, Hymenoptera, Halictidae.